ACGACAUCUCAAAAUGGAGGACCACAUGACCAAAAUGAACAUUUUUUCUUCUGAUACAUCUCAAGACUUCACAGAUGGACCUCGAGCAGAAAUAAGUCCAGUCCCAGAUAAAGAACUUGGCCACAGUCUGCUUUGUAAAGUGUGUUCUGAUUCAAGCAGUGGAAAACACUAUGGUAUCUAUGCCUGCAACGGCUGCAGCGGCUUCUUCAAGCGCAGUGUGAGACGAAGACUCAUCUACAGGUGUCAGGCUGGAACUGGCAGGUGCCCCGUUGACAAGGCUCAUCGGAACCAAUGCCAAGCUUGUCGACUAAAGAAGUGUCUCCAAGCUGGCAUGAACAAAGAUGCUGUGCAGAAUGAGCGACAGCCUCGAAGCACAGCGCAUGUCAGUCUAGAAUCUAUAUGUGUGGACUCUAAAAAGGAGCACCUGGCCACCACACGGGAGCUCACUUCCUCUGCCACCUACUCAUCAGUCAUCUGCAGACCUCUGGUAACUUCUACUGUCCCCACCUCUGCCGCCAUACAGCCCUGCAGCAACCCAAAUAACUACCACCGCUUUAUGGUCAGCCUGCUGACUGCAGAGACCUGUGCAAAACUGGAGCCUGAGGAUGCAGAGGAGAAUAUUGAUGUGACGACCAAUGAUUCAGAGCGAAAUCCAACUCCCUCUGACUGUCGCACGUCCCCAUACACCUCCAACUGUUCGGAGAGUAUAUAUGAGACAUCGGCACGACUCCUCUUCAUGUCUGUCAAGUGGGCAAAAAAUUUGCCAGUUUUUGCUCACUUGCCAUUUCGAGACCAGGUGAUUCUCCUUGAGGAAGCUUGGAGUGAGAUGUUCCUCUUGUGUGCCAUCCAGUGGUCCCUGCCCAUGGACAGCUGUCCUCUUCUGUCGCCAGAUCUUUCUCCCACACAGCAGACCAAGAUCAGCCUCCCCACAACUGACCUGCGCAUCCUGGAAGAGGUCUUUAAUCGCUUUAAGGCCCUGGCUGUUGACUCUACUGAGUUUGCCUGCCUGAAAGCCAUUGUACUGUUCAAGCCAGAGACACGCAGCCUCAAAGACCCAGAGCAGGUGGAGAAUCUGCAGGACCAGUCACAGGUGUUGCUAGGUCAACACAUCCAUUCACUAUACCCCAGCCAAAGUGCCAGGUUUGGGAGACUGUUACUUCUGCUGCCAUCCCUCCACUCGGUGAGCUCUGAGAAAAUAGAGCAGCUGUUCUUUCACAGGAUUAUUGGCAGCACACCCAUGGAGAAGCUGCUGUGUGACAUGUUCAAAAACUAAGACACUAAUAAAAUAAGCACACAGGGAAGCCGAAUGAUACCUGUUAGAAAAACAUCAUCCACCAAACCUCAAGCAGCACAUUUUCUGGUUUGUUUCACAUAUUCUGGUUGUGGCUUCUUUCAAAUUCAACAUAAUAGCCCUUUUUUGCAGAAGAUAUUUUGAAAUAUCACAGAAGAAGUCAAGUAUGUUGUAAAAAGACUCAUUAUAGUUCAUGGCAUUCUAAUUAAA
Cottoperca gobio is the source of this 1501-nucleotide messenger RNA. RefSeq names its product photoreceptor-specific nuclear receptor-like. The coding region runs from base 14 to 1273 and encodes 419 amino acids. The transcript has 8 exons. NCBI's taxonomy places the organism in Eukaryota, Metazoa, Chordata, Actinopteri, Perciformes, Bovichtidae. Gene Ontology annotation, molecular function: sequence-specific DNA binding; zinc ion binding; DNA-binding transcription factor activity. Gene Ontology annotation, biological process: regulation of DNA-templated transcription. The record is from RefSeq and is a predicted model, not a curated record.